AUGGACCCCGUGGAGCAGUCCAAGUCGCCUAGUGACCAGAAGAAGUACCGGCUCGUGACGCUCUCGAACGCCUUGCAAGUGCUGCUCAUCUCCACGUCUGAAGUAGCGCAUGUCGUGGCUGCUGUCAACCGCGAGAGCGAGAGUCACCACGAGGAGGACGAGAGCUUAAGUAGCGCUAACAGCAGCGGCGAAAGCGAAGACGAUGAUGAAGAUGGUGAUGGUGCAAGUGGCUUUAGUGGAGAAGAAGACGACGACGAGCCAGACGGGACCCCUCCACGUCGGGCGGGUGCGUGUCUCACUGUUGGCGUGGGCAGCUUUGCCGAGCCGGACGCGCUGCCUGGUCUUGCUCAUUAUCUCGAGCAUAUGCUCUUUAUGGGGAGUCAAAAGUACCCAGAUGAGAACGAGUUUGAGUCGUUUUUGAGCGCCCAUGGAGGCUACAGCAACGGAGCCACGGACAAUGAAGUCACGAGUUACACUUUUGAAGUCGGGCCAGCCCAUCUGGAGCUCGCGCUCGAUAUGUUUGCCCACUUUUUCAUCUCGCCGUUGCUUAAAAGAGACGCCAUGGAGCGAGAGCUGUCGGCUAUUGAGUCGGAGUUUAGUCAAGCGACGCAGAACGACAGGAUUCGCACGCAGCAAGUCUUGUGCGAUGUGUCACCUGCUGAUCAUCCGUACCAUCGGUUUAGUUGGGGAAACCGAAAAAGUCUACAGGAACUGCCGGAGAAGGCGGGAACUGAUGUGCGCAAACACAUUCUAGCGUUUUAUGAAACGUACUACUCGGCCAACAUCAUGAAACUCGUCGUGUGUGGUGAAAACAAGCUGGAUGAGUUGGAACAGUGGGUGACAAAGUCGUUUAGUGCUAUUCCAAACAAGCAUGUGGCGGUGCCGUCGUUUGACUCAGCGGGUCCGCCAUUUGGAGCCAAAAGGGCUGGCGUGUCGUCGUUCUUGUGUAAGAUUGUUCCUGUCCGGGACAUUCACACGCUCCAUCUCGACUGGAUGAUUCCACCAGUCCUUGGGCAACAUCAUCAGAAGCCUGCGGACUACUUAGCUAGCCUCCUUGGUCAUGAAAGCGAGGGAUCGGUGCUGUCGCAUCUGAAGGAGAAGGGCUGGAUUUCCGCUGUGACGGCCGGUGUGACCGACACGGACGGCUACGACUGUGGCACGUACGCUGCAAAGUUUGACAUCACUAUGAAGCUGACAUUGGAAGGCAUCGAUCAUUGGGAAGAAAUCGUGCACGCUGUUUUCGAGUAUCUGCAUAUGCUAAAAGUAAACGGCUGUCCGGAGUGGGUGUUCGACGAGCUGGCAGCGCUGGCCGACAUUUCUUUCCGCUUUCAAGAAGAUGAAAGCGCAGUCGAACGAUGCGAAGAACUGGGUGAAACUAUGCAGUCAAUGUUCAAAGUCGCGCCGGAAGACAUCUUGCGUUACGAUCUUUUCAAGGGCGCCUUCAAGAAAGAACUUGUUGAGGACAUCGUAAAUCAUUUGACCACCGACACCGUGUGUUUGUCAAUCGUGUCACAAACAUUCGAACAAUCUUCUGAAUUCCAGGCGAAGGCAGUCAAGGAAGAGUGGUUCGGUGUUCGGUACACGAAAGAGGAUAUUGCAGAUGCCAUUAUCCAGCGCUGGAGUAGAGCAGAAAUGAACCCCAAGCUGUAUUUGCCUCGACCAAAUCUGUUUAUUCCGCGCGAUUUCUCGCUCAUUGACACGACUGGAGCCGAGGACCUUGUGUGCGAGACAACAGUAUUUGGGAAGCUAUGGUACAAGCCGGACCGUGUGUUCGGCACACCUCGCACACACGUUGCGCUGAUGUUGUACUUGCCAAGUGUGGUGGCCAACGUUAACUAUUGGGUUCACACCCAGUUGUACGUCAAACUCGUUCGGGAUGCGCUGAAUGAGUGUGCGUACCACGCAAAUGUAGCUGAGCUCAUGUAUUCGCUCCAAGUGAAGGAGUCCGGGCUGGAAUUGGUCUUCGGUGGCUUCAAUGAUAAACUACACCUUCUCGUCGAUGUGGUGGUUGCAGCUUUGUUUGGAACUGAAAUCAGCAAAGCACGGUUCGAAGUGAUGCGCGAAGAGUUGCUGCGCGAGUCAAAAAAUUCGAUCACGAAGGUUGCUCAAAAAGCGAAGUAUCUCCGGUUGCAACUUUUGGAAAAUCAUUCGUUUCCUUUGGAGGCGUGUAUGAAUUCGCUUGAGAUGAUCACGGUGGAAUCUAUGCAAAACUUCGUCUCGAGUCAGCUAUGGGCAGGCAAGACUGGACUCGCCGGUUUUGUACAUGGAAACACACCGCACGAUGUCGCUUUAGAAUUGAUCGCCAAUGUCGAGAAGCAGCUCCAAGAGGUGUCAGCGCCGUUACUUGUGCGUGAUUAUCCCCGACGCCUCAUCAGCAAUAUUCCACAGACUCCAAUGGGCUUCCUGUUGAAGGAGCGUAGCGAGAACAAGUCUGAGACGAACACGCAGGUGGAGCUUUACUACCAGAUCGGCCCACUGACUUUGCGCACACUGGCCUACGCUGACUUGUUGCAUCAGCUGAUGGGAGAACCACUAUUUGAUACCCUUCGCACCAAACAGGAGCUGGGGUACGAUAUCUCGUGCACUGUUCGUGUGACAAACGGUAUUUUGGGUUUCGGUGUGAUGGUUCAGUCGUCGCUGUUCGGUGCCGAUUACAUUUCUACGUGCGUCGAUCAGUUUAUGGUUGACUUCGAAGAGGCAAUUGAAGUAAUGGCGAACGAGCAUUUUCAGGACCACAUUCAAGCGCAAAUUCUCUUGAGACUCGAGCCCGACCACAACCUACUCGAGGCGACACAACGCUACUGGUACGAAAUCUCAUCACGUCGAUUUGCAUUCGAUAUGAAUGCCCAGCUUGCGAAGGAGAUGGAAACACUGACCCAGAGUGAGAUGGCGCAGCUUUUCCGCGAGUGGAUUCUGCAAAAUCCCAAAAAGUUAUCCGUCCACGUUAUUGGCCGUGGUAGCACGGCCGAAAAGGCAGCCCGUCAAGAGCAUAAAGGUGCUACCAAGAAUGAGCUUGCGGAACUGCGUGCGCUACCCCGACCCAUUCGAAUUUGCGACUUGCGCCUGUUCAAGUCCGAGUUAUCUUCCUAUCCUGAUCCCAUCGACGAGGUCACCACGGUUGAAGCAGAUGAUCAAGACAAGCACCUCUUGUUGUAG
Messenger RNA from Peronospora matthiolae, 3156 nucleotides. Lineage: Eukaryota; Oomycota; Peronosporomycetes; Peronosporales; Peronosporaceae. The record is from the annotation of a GenBank genome assembly.